Molecule: messenger RNA, 3288 nt
Organism: Ectocarpus sp. CCAP 1310/34
Lineage: Eukaryota; Phaeophyceae; Ectocarpales; Ectocarpaceae
Source: the annotation of a GenBank genome assembly
AUGAAAUGGUGCAUGGCGGUGGAGUGCAGGGUGCGAGAGGCGAGAGGGAGAACAGAUAGCACUUUGUUGGACAUGGCUCCCGCGGCGCCUACACGAUGCUUCUUCGACAUAUCGAUCGGUGGCGAACCAGCCGGGAGGAUGGUGUUCAAGCUCUACACCGAGACGGUGCCCUUGACCGCCGAGAACUUCCGAUGCCUGUGCACCGGCGAGAAGGGAGAGGGCAGAACCACGGGUAGGAUGCUGCACUACAAAGGUGUCCCCUUCCACCGCGUGAUUCCAGGGUUCAUGUGUCAAGGAGGCGACUUCGAGAGGCGCAACGGCACCGGCGGCGAGAGUAUCUACGGUGGGAAGUUCAAGGACGAGCCGGCUGGCCUGAAGCUCAAGCACAACAAGAAGCACCUGCUGUCGAUGGCCAACGCCGGCAAGAACAGCAACGGCUCUCAGUUUUUCAUCACAACCCACCCGGCGAGCCACCUGGAUGGACUCCACGUAGUGUUUGGAGAGCUCGAGUCCGGUGCGGACACGCUUGUGAAGAUGUCCGAGGUUGAGACCGAUAAGAAGGACGCUCCGAUCUCCCUCCAGAGGGUUAUCAUCGAAGACUGCGGGGAGCUCCUCCCCAGCCGCAGCUCCUCCUCCAAGCAUCACCGUCGCCACAGCAGCCGCGACGUCGGGAGGGAAGAGGAGGCUGGCGGGGGCGACAGCGACGACGGUAGGGCGAACGGGGUAGGGAGCGGGAUGAAGAAGAGGCAAAGCGGUGGUGCCGCAAGAGGCACUCCGGACAAAAAGAAGGAGAAGAGGGACCGGAAGGCGCUGAAGAAGGAGAGGAAGAAGGAAAAGAAGGCCGAGAAGAAGCGCCUCAAGAAGAGCAAGAGGAAGGGCGAGGAGGGAGAAGGCAAGAAGAAGCAGAAGAAGCACCGCCGUCACCACCGCCAUCACGACGACUCCGACGGCGGCAGCAGCUCGUCCGACGACUCCAGCGGCGACGAGUCGGACGCGUCCGGCGGGGGGGCGGACCGCAGGCGCCGCAAGCGCGAGAGCAAGAAGGCCAAGCACGCCGCCAAGAAGUCGAUCAGCAAGGACGCCAAGAAGAAGGAGAAGCGAGCCGUCCAGAGCAGCGGCAGCGGCAGCAGCAGCGGUAGCAGCAGCGACGAAGACGAUAACGCCCCCCGCGGCGGUGGCGGCGGCGGCGGCGGCGGCGGCGGCGGCGGCGGUCACGGGAAGGGGGGUGACCACCACCGCGCAGUCGGGAACGGGGUGUCGGCCGCGAGCAAGGAGAACGGCUCUCGGUCUUCCAAGCCGGCGAACGGCAGCAGCAGCCGCCACACCGCUCCGGAGGGGAGGCGAGCCGCAAGCCCGUCGCCGCCGAAGAGAGCAGCAGCAACCGGGCGCCAUGGGAGGAGCCGCAGCCGCAGCCGCGGCAGCAAGAGCCCCGCCGCGCGGCAGGACAAGAGCACCAGCAACGCCCAGGAUGCGCCGGACGACGGACGCACCCGCUACAAGGGCCGCGGUGGCCGCGUGUACCGCACUCCUUCCCCCGUGCGCGGCGGCAAGGCGGACAGGGACAGGGACGACGGGUACAACAACCGGCCCCGCGAUGGUGGUGGCCGGGACGGCGGCGGGCGGUACGGGGACCGAAGUGGAGCGUGGGACCGCGACCGGCGCGACCGCGAUCUCGACAACAGGGGAGGGGGGGCGCGCGGCCGGGCUGAACUACGGCGCCCAGGCGGGGCGGCGCCGCAGCAGCAGGAGCAGGAGCAGGAGCAGGAGCAGGAGCAAGAGGAGGGGUGGCGGGGACAGAGGAGGCAGGCGAGGAGGGCGAGACUCCCGCUCGCCGCCUGCUCGGAGGAGGUCGCCCGUCCGCCGUGGCGGCGGCCGGCGGGGCUCCCGGAGCCCGGCCCCUCGCGCCCGGAGGUCUCGCUCCCGGUCGUCCUCGCGCAGCAAGAAGAGGCGCUCUAGGUCGAGUGGUCGUAGCAGCCGGUCCGACUCGCGCUCCCCGCCAGCAAGGAAGAGACGCGCGACGAGCAGGAGCGAGAGCGGGAGCAGCCGUAGCCGUAGCAGGAGCGGGAGCCGGAGCCGGAGCCGGAGCCAGAGUAGCCAUAGCAACAAAAGUGGUAGCGGGACCGGGGGCAGUGACAGCGACAGCGUCAUCAGUGAGUGAGGAAUGAGCGGGCGAAGUGUGGUGUGUCAGACUGACAGCAGGAUCGGCGUCGUUCAUGAAACGACACCAGCGAACGACGUUUUUUUUUGUUUUUCUUGAUGUGAUUUGGGUUGGACAAAUCCUUUCGCUGCUGCUUCGUUGUCGGCAUGAAAAAACGUGUCGGACUCGUUGAGGACAGCAGCAGUCAGAGCUUUCGGUUUGCGGUGUCUUUGUGCGUGCGAGGCUAGAGAGUAGAGUAGGACUACGGUGGUACGAAGACCUCGUAUGCUGCAGUACUUAGGUGAAAAGGGGGGGAGUGAGGCACGGAAGGAUGUAUUUUAAAGAUUUAGGUAAGGGUGCAAAUGGGUUUGCCAAGCUGCCAACAAGGUCGACUUGACAAUCUUUCUGAAUCGAAUCGCAGCAGGGAGGGAGUGCCUCCAGAUAAUCAAGGGGCAGAUUAGGGCAGUUGUGGCUAGCCUCGUUUUGACCUUGUGCUUGGGAGCCUUAGCAAACAUGCAGAUGUUACGUUAGUAUCCGUUCACAACUGGCAUGGUGGGAAUCGUCACAUGAGAGCAUCAUCGACCGCCUGCGGAAGGCAACAUUCGUUUUCCUUACGCGCAAGAGGGAGGCAAAAACGAUAACAGGGGAAGUCAAAUUUAUUUUCGUCGUUGGCGGGGGUUCGAGGGAAACUGCAUACCGACGGCGGCUUUUCGCCUGUGGCAUGGCAUGACGAGUAUUUUCAUGCAAAGCUUUGGUUGUACUUUUUACUAAGGUCUUUUCUAGGAGGGUGCGUUGGGUAACGAAGCCCAGGGUCUGAACGAGGGCCUGGGCGACGGGGUGUUGAUUGGCACGUCUAAAAAAAACUGUUUUCAAAGCAAGAGGAAACCAAUCACUGCCCGGACUGGUACACCGACCAUGCUCCCACAAGCGGGGGCGCACCGCACAAUUAACGCGCGAGCGAGGUUGGGGGCGAUUGGGUUGCGUUCGGCCCACGGACUGCGUAUAACCGUGAGGGGUGGCUUGAUAUUUUCGGCCGCAAAGGUAGGCAGCUUGUGCGCACCAGAACGUUUUGAGCGCGCCAUUUGCUUGCAUUGCUUGGUGGAAUGAAACGAACGAAUGCGUCCACGGUCUGUUCGGCGGCGUCAUGAGAG